Messenger RNA from Poecile atricapillus (Black-capped chickadee), 4040 nucleotides. It is a transcript of the gene EPM2A, whose product is annotated as EPM2A glucan phosphatase, laforin. Gene Ontology annotation, cellular component: nucleus; cytoplasm. Gene Ontology annotation, biological process: protein dephosphorylation. Bases 1498 to 2457 code for a protein of 319 amino acids. The record is from RefSeq and is a predicted model, not a curated record. Gene Ontology annotation, molecular function: protein tyrosine/serine/threonine phosphatase activity; protein tyrosine phosphatase activity; starch binding. The transcript is spliced from 4 exons. Lineage: Eukaryota; Metazoa; Chordata; Aves; Passeriformes; Paridae.
GGCUUACAGGUCUAAGAUGAGGACUCAAUAUUUACAGGCAUAAAGCAGUUCAGAUUUUUCCAAAGAUGGAUGUUGCUGGUCUCUCUUUACACUGGGGCUUAGACAACAGCCAGGAACUGAACUGUCAAUCAGAUGUACUAUUGGAUCCUGCAGUUUCUUAGCUGAGACUGUGACUGGAAUUAACAGAAGCAUAUGGUUUUACGUAGACACAAUAUGCUGGGGAGAUUCUAGGAGUCCUGUCAUGCUUCAGCUUUAGGAUAAAACCACAAAGUGGUUACAUUCUGUCUUGUCCAUGCUGCUAAAAUGAAGGUGUAUGGAAAAGAGAGACAUCUGAAAGACAAUUAUGAGAUAGGGUAUGGGUAGCUCAACUGUAAGGUUGAGCAAAAACAGAUUAAAAUGUACGGCACCGUUCCAAAAAGGCAGCAGCGUUGCAGUGAAGCCAGCAGAAAUGGAGGACAGCAACAAUUCCAUUCGCUUUGGUUACGUCUGGAAAAGUGGAAUAUCACACAAGUUCAAUGAGUAUCAGUGAAAACUGGCUAAAGCACACUUAAAAAUAAAUUUGGCAGCACAUACACUUCAGUGUCGUCACCCCUGAAUAAAGGAAACAAACAGCCAUCUUUUGAGGCAGGAUUUCUUUUGACUCAUUGAAAGGCCUUCAUCCUGUUCCCAGAACUUGACCUAAAUAAAGUUACCACUCCUCUAUUUCUGUCCUUAAAAGUUUCUGAAAUGGGUGUAUUCAAAGCAGGGACCGCCCUAUAAACGGCUGGAUUACAUCCUCUUCCUCAGUCUUUUUAAGCCCUGAAUAUUGCUACACGUAGGAGUUGCCAAAUUUUCCUCUUCUGGCUGUAAACAGAAAGCGUGCAAUGAACUCCAGAUUUCUUUUAAAAGCUUUCUAACCUCCCUCAGCAUUUCACUUUUCUCACCACGGCUGGCUGGCUGUCAGCGGGGAAGACACAAACAUCAUGAACAUUAAAGCGUUAUUUGCAGCCAGUCCUGGUUUGUAGUUGCACGUAUGGCAAUUUUUAAUGAUGCGUUUGCUGUGCUAAAUUAAGCCUGGGCUCUUGGGAGUAAUUGCAGUGGCUUCCUUUAAUGCAGCAAUAAUCAUUGUUAAAGUCAGCAUACGUGACGCCGUAGCCUUUGGCAACCAAGAGAGCCAGCGUUUAGCUGCGGAGAGGAUUUUCCAUCCCCAUUUUAGGAGGCGACCGGGGGUCGGUGUUGUCGGAGGGGAAGUUCCCUGGGCUACGUGCGUGCGGCAGCCAAGCCGCGAAACCAGCGAAACCAGCGCACCGGGAACUGCCCCGACCGAAGGAGCCGCCGCUCGGGCUCCGCCGAGCCAAGGGGCAGCAGCGGCGUCCGGGGCAGUGUCCUGGGCAGCGCCCGGACCCCGGCGGUGUCCGGCCCCCGGCGGAAGGGCGGGCCCGGGCGGCGUCCCAGCGGCGGCCUUGCUGCAGCAGCGGCAGAACUCGUGUUAAACUACGUUCUUUGUGCGGCAGUGAAAUGCUGUUCCGCUUCGGCGUGGUGCUGCCCGCCCGGGUGACGGAGGGCGGCGCGGAGCUGCUGGUGGCCGGCUCGCGGCCGGAGCUGGGCGAGUGGGACCCGCGGCGCGCCGUGCCCAUGAGGCGGGCGCGGCCGAGCGCCCCGCUGCCCGCCCAGGAGCCCGCGCUGUGGCUGGCGGAGGUGGCGCUGCCGGACGAGGACGCCGCCAGCCCCUUCUGGUACAAGUUCCUGCGGCGGGAGGGCGGCCACUUCCUCUGGGAAGGUAGUGGGCCCCACCAUGAUCGAAGUUGUGUUUACAACCAGAGCAACAUAGUAGAUGGAGUUUACUGCCUUCCAAUAGCACACUGGAUUGAAGUCUCUGGACAUACUGAUGAGAUGAAACACACAACCGAUUUCUAUUUUAAUAUCGCAGGACAUCAAGCUAUCCAUUACUCCAGGAUUCUGCCCAACAUCUGGCUGGGAAGUUGCCCUCGGCAGCUGGAGCACGUGACCAUCAAGCUGAAACAUGAGCUGGGUGUUACAGCUGUGAUGAACUUCCAGACUGAAUCUGACAUUGUUCAAAAUUCCUGGGGCUGCAACCGCUACCCAGAACCCAUGAGCCCUGAAAUCCUCAUGAAACUGUAUAAGGAAGAAGGUCUUGCCUAUGUCUGGCUGCCAACUGCAGACAUGAGCACUGAAGGAAGAAUACAGAUGUUGCCACAAGCUGUCUGCCUCCUGCACGGGCUGCUGCAGAACGGACACACUGUCUAUGUUCAUUGCAAUGCUGGUGUUGGCAGGUCCACAGCCGCUGUCAGUGGCUGGCUGAAGUACGUGAUGGGAUGGAGCCUGCGGAAAGUGCAGUACUUCUUGGCUUCCCGGAGACCAGCUGUCUACAUAGAUGAGGAAGCUCUGAAUCGUGCUGAAGAUGAUUUCUACCAGAAAUUUGGGCAUCUUCGUUCCUCAUACCAAAUACAAGAGUAGAAAAGUAAAAGAGGAAAAGGAAGCUGAAGGGGAAUCCUCACAUUUGAAGCCCAAGGACUUAGAGAUUUCUGUGACUCAGGCACCCACCUCUUAUCUUCAGAUUAUAAACUUCUUGUAAAAGUGAUGAGAAUUUUGUUUAGAAAAUGCCUUAGAGUGUUUUUUAAUAUUUGCUUUCUUUAAGCUGACAUGAUUCCCGUUUUCAAGCCUUUUGGUACAAUUAUGAGACCUAGAAACUCUGCAAAGUGAAGCAAGAUUUUCUUGUAACUACUUACCUGUAGGAACUGAGGUUUUAGGGUAGAUGCUAAAUAAGAUGUGAGGUGAAAUAGAGUUGGCAAUAUUUCAGUGACAAGAAAAAAAUACAAAGAUUGACUGGACUAAGGUUCAGGUUAGGAUGGAGAUCAUCAUCAAAGCUGCUCAGUUGUUUUAAGUGGACAUUAGAUUGUUGCAAUAUUUUGUAGUAAAUUUGUAGACAAGUGAUAUUAACGAGAAAGACCAAAAGGAAACUAGUUCUUAACUCAGUGUUUAAAAACAAAAUGCUAAAGUCUAAUGCAAUAAGCUAAGAUUUGGUCUUUGUCCAUCUAGUUAAUGUUAAAUAUUAUGAGCUCCAGCUAUAUUCUUUUAUGACAUUGGGGUUAUGCUGGGGUAUGACAUGAAGAGGGACACAGCUCCAGCUGUAGCAGCCUUUCUUUGUUGUGGGGGCAGGACUGCUGUUAUAUUAUCCUAGGCUGUGAGUUUGCUGAACUGAAGCUGAGUUUUGCUCCUCUGGUCCAUGCAGUGCUGUACAGGGGCUCCUUUAGGUGCCAAGGCAAUCUGAGCAGUAACCACUGGGGUAAGACAGGACCUGUAGGAAUUAUGUGAUAAGCAAUGUGCACAACUGGCACCACAACCUCUGGGCUCUAUCUCUAGAUAGACUAAUAUCUCCAAUACAGCAAAAGCCUCUCCUUGUGCAAGCAGUGGGUGUGUGUUAGGUUUAGCUGAUUGAAUCUAAUGCUGGGCUAUCUCUGGGCUGAAUGAGUACAUUCCUCUAUAGGAGCAGAGAGCAACUCUGCAGAGGAUGGUUUCUCAUGGUUUUCUAGCUCAGCGCUAGCUUUGUGGAUGAUCCUUAAUGUUUUCCAUUACUGCUUGGUCCCUCAGCUAAACUCAGCUAAACUAAGCAGUGGCAUCAACAGCUUCCAGUCCCACUCAGAUAAAACCAAUUUGCUGUAGGUUCAUUUCAAGAGCGAAGAGAGGAUUAAGGAUGCAUAAACAUUAAGAAACAUAGUUUCUAUAGGUUUGUUCUUCAGUGAAAUCUUGUUUUUUUUUCCAGCCAAUUUAUUCCUCUAAAGAUGCAGUCAGUUUAAGUAAGAAAUACUGAUUUUCUGAAUACUUAAUAGAGAAACUGUUAGUUAUGAACUGUUUAUGGAGAAUGUCCAAAAUAAUAUAUUUUAUUUAUUCUGUACUUCAAUCAUCUUGAAAAGAAAAAUGUUUAAGUUAUUCUGUGUGUGGUUUUGAUCAUGACUUCAUUUUUGAUUUUUUCAAAUAACACUGCCUGUUUAGAAAAUGGAUGAGAAAAGUUCUCUGUUAAAUAAAGAUAAAAUUACUAU